ACGUGGGACAAGUAGUAAACAAAUCGUUGCAUUGAAGUUUGUGUAUUGAAUUAUAGUACCGUACGACAGAUAGUUUUUCACCAUGUCUGACGCGCACAAAAAAUCAGAAGAUGAUAGAUCCUUUUCAUCAUUGAAGGAUAAGGUAUCGGAGGAUACUUUAAAAGCAAUCGCAGAGAUGGGAUUUACAAAAAUGACUGCCAUUCAAGCUGCAGCAAUACCUCCAUUAUUGGAUGGACAUGAUUUGAUAGGAAGUGCUCAAACGGGUUCAGGAAAAACUUUGGCUUUUCUCAUUCCAGCUGUGGAGCUAAUUCGCAAAGCUAAAUUCAAACAUUAUAAUGGUACUGGAUGCAUAAUCAUUUCUCCCACUCGCGAGCUGUCGAUGCAAACUUUUGAAGUAUUGAAAAAAUUGAUGGCAACAAACCACAAACAUACUUGCUGUCUUUUAACGGGUGGCUCACGUACUACCCUGGAUGAAGUUGAACAGCUGAAAAGAGGAAAGAACAUAGUUGUUGCAACACCUGGUCGUUUACUUUACCAUUUACAAAGUACUAAAGAUUUUUACUUUGCACGUCUUCGGUGUUUAAUUAUCGAUGAAGCUGAUAGAAUUUUGGAUGAUGGAUUUGAAAAAGAAUUGAAACAAAUCAUCAAUAUUCUUCCAAAAGAGAGACAAACUAUGUUAUUCAGCGCCACCCAAAAUGAAAAAACAGUGGCUUUAGGAACACUCGUAUUGAAAGCAUCACCAAUUUACAUUGGUGUACACGAUAAUAAAGUUGAAGCUACAAAUGAAGGUCUAGAACAAGGUUACAUUGAAUGCCCCACAGAAAAAAGAUUUGGCACGUUACUUACAUUCUUGAGAGAAAAAAGGAGAAAAGAAGAAAAAGUGAUGGUAUUUUUCAGUUCGUGUAUAGCUGUGGAGUUUUAUUACAAAUUUUUCUUCAACAUCGAUUUACCAGUCAUAGAAUGGCAUGGAAACCAAACACAAGCUGACCGUACUAAAUCAUUAAAGAAAUUCUGCAAAGCAUCAUCUGGCAUUUUACUGUGUACUGAUGUUGGAGCAAGAGGACACGACAUUCCAAAUGUGGAUUGGAUUGUUCAAUAUGAUCCCCCACAGGAACCAGAAGAAUAUAUUCACAGAGUAGGUAGAACUGCUCGAGGUGAAGGCAGUACUGGUAACGCAAUAUUGUUUCUCCGUCCUGAAGAGCUCGGAUUUUUGAAAUAUUUAAAACGAGCCAAAAUCCCCAUAAAUGAAUUUGAAUUUUCACAAGGAAAAAAGAUACCUCAUUAUCAAGCUCUGUUCGAAGAGAAAGUUCUGAAAAACCCGUUCUUCAAAGGAUUGGCACAAAAAGCUUUCAGAUCGUACAUACGAUCCUACGAGUCACAUCGUUACAAACAUGUUUUUAACAGAAAUACAUUGGAUUUAGCUAAAGUAGCCAAAUCGUUUGGAUUGCCGUUUGUACCAGAAUUGAGUUCUCGAACUAACUCCGAUACGCGACCUCUUAAAAAUUUUAAAUCAUCCCGCAACGUACAAGAUAGAAAAGGGAAGUUUUCGCGAUAAGUUAUCUAUCGCCCAUCUAUUGUGCAAUUGUAAAUAUCUAUGUAAUAUUGAGUGUUAUUGUUAAAAAAUGUAUUGAUUUUAAUU
This is a messenger RNA of Trichogramma pretiosum, 1639 nucleotides long. RefSeq names its product probable ATP-dependent RNA helicase pitchoune. Gene Ontology annotation, molecular function: ATP binding; RNA helicase activity; nucleic acid binding. The coding region runs from base 83 to 1555 and encodes 490 amino acids. Gene Ontology annotation, cellular component: nucleolus. The transcript is spliced from 6 exons. Lineage: Eukaryota; Metazoa; Arthropoda; Insecta; Hymenoptera; Trichogrammatidae. Gene Ontology annotation, biological process: maturation of LSU-rRNA from tricistronic rRNA transcript (SSU-rRNA, 5.8S rRNA, LSU-rRNA). The record is from RefSeq and is a predicted model, not a curated record.